GACUGCUACAAGCGACCCGAGACUUCUUGAACGUCAGCGCAGCUUUUGUUUUUUCUCUGCUCACAGUAAAUGUUUGUGUGUAAAGAACUGUCAACAAGAACCAACCAAUGAAUGCGCGGUCCUGUUAUCUUGAAUUCUGAUUGGACAGAGAGUGGGAUUCAAGAUGGGAGCCUACUCCAGCGAUAUUUUAACGUUUGUUCAACUGGCUAAAAAGGGGGAGAACUCUAGAAAAAUCAGAGGCCUUCUAGAAAUAGCCCCAUUGGAGGAAGUGAUGUCAUGGCGGGACUCCGACGGCCUAGACGUCAUGCAUCACGUCAUCAUCGGCAACAACAGCGAGGUGGUGACGUUUCUACUGCAGCACGGCUACUUUGUCAGGCCGCACCUGCCGGAAGUCACGCCAUAUUGUCACCUGGCCGCGCUGCUAGGGGCGAGAACUGUCCUGCAGAUUUUACUCCAGCACCGACCGGAUGAUUAUCUCCCCUCGAAAAUACCCAUCCGCGUACCGGAAACAGUUUUAAAUAGCAUCAACGCCAAACAAUCAGAAAAACCUAGUCCGAUUAUCACAAUGUUGCAUAUUUACAACAGCAAACCAAACAGCUCCAACUCGUCUGCUUCUUCUUCAUCCUCGUCCUCUUUAACGUCAUUACCUCAUGGUCGUACAAGCUAUCAAAUCCACAGCCUACAAGAUCUCUGCUCCAUCUUGAAAAACAACCACCACGUAGCAACAACCCCUCUGGAACUUGCCUCGCGGGUGGGGAACCUCCCGUGCGUCCGCGCAAUUUUAAACCAAUGCAUCCUGAAGGCGCACGCUGCCGAGAACAUGGUCGACAAGAGCGACUUCACCCUCGCGUGUCUGGCCGACAGCCCGCAAACCCUGGCUCUGCUGCUUCACAGCGAGACGCCCACCCGCGGGGAGUGGGAGUCAGCUGUUGACGUGUGUCUCCACCACGCCUACCCCGAGUGUCUGGAUCUGCUGUUAAGUUUAGGACGAGAAACAAAACACAUGUUUAAGGGCAUGAACUUCUUCCACGUGUUGUUUACCUACACCUCCGUUCAGGGGAUCAGGAGUUACCUGCGCUUGGCGCAGACGACGGAAGUGUUGGUGCGGCACGGACAUGACGUCAGUGCUAAGCUGCCCUGCCGGACGUACCCCAUGUACAGCCUGUUGACCCACGCCUUCUGUUUCCAUGACUACUCCCAUACACAGUAUUACGUCAAAACCCUACGAGUUCUGCUGAAGAACGGCGCCGACCCGAGCUUCGACGAGACGAGAUUUGAGCGACGCCACCCCAAGCAGGCGGCCAAGAAGGUGACGGGGCGCCAGGCAUUCAGCUCCGCCCUGCACUGCCUGCUGCAGACGGUAGAGAGUUAUGCCCAGUACCUGCAGUCCCCGACCCUGGGGGUGAAGUUUGUGGAAGACUGUGCCGGGGUGCUCAUGAACAACCACGCCAACAUGAACCACGUGGGUUACGUGGGAAAUCCCGAUAAGAUCAUCCUCCAAGGGACCGUCCUCCACCAGAUGGCCAAGUCAAGCGUGACGCUGGGCGUGGACCCGGCCAUGGUGCGCUGUGUACUACGUCACGGGGCCAACCCCAACCUGAAGGUAGACGGCAAGUACGCCAUCAACGUGUACUUUGACCAGCUGUUCCAGCGCCUGGGUACGCUGAAGGAGGCCGACCCCAAGAGGCAUCACAUGGACGACGCCCUGACCAUCUGCCGACUGUGUAUGUUCAUGCGACAGGGCUGUAUACGGGACUGUUACGUGAUUUUUAUGAAGGACCACGGCAGAGCCUUGUCGGAACAGGUUCAAAACUAUGUCAAGGUCGUGAAAGCUGAACUUGACCGACGAAGUCGUCAGGUGCAUCCCCUGAGAGACUCCAGCGCAUGGGCGGUGUGGGAGGCGUGUGGGCGUAGGACGGACAGGGUCCAUGGGCUUAGUAUACCCUCGGAGCUGAAGACUUACAUCCUGCCCAUGCACUUCUAGCGGUGCUGCGGUUUGAUAAAUGACUGAGCUGUUGGAUUACGGGGAUAAAAGGAAUACGACUAAGGGAGAUAAAGACAACAGGGGAUAUAAACAAAGGGAGAGAAAUGAGAUAAAAACAGCUGAUUCUGUCAAACUAGGGGAAGUAAUAUGCCAAAAUGGAGACAAUAACUUGUUGAUUGGUAAAUUUCCUGUUUACUCAAGUGUUUGGUAUAAGCUGCACGUGAAAUCUAAGUGAAACUAAAAGUUAUAUCUAAUUAUGUCUCGUAGAGCUAAAUUUAUAACUUGUCAAAAAGAUAAGCUACUUGUAGUCAAGUUUCAGAUACCAAUUUUUUUUUUAAAUUUACAACAGUUUAAAUCUUGGAUGCCCUUUGUAUUUUAUUGUAAUGCAAUUUGAUUCAAUUAGUCGUCAACCCAUCCAAUCGCUGGUCUAACAUACCCUAAAAUUGCGAUUAGAUUAUAAUGAUUAUAAAAAAAAAAAAAAAAAAAAAAAAAAUAACCGCUAUUCUAACAUGUCAAACCCUCGCUGUGAUGUCUACGUUACCAGAGAAAAACAUAACGAAAACAAACGUGCUAAUGCGACCUUCGAUAUGACAGCAAGAUUAGUAGAAUCCCAUGUUCUGAUAAAUUCUGCAUAGCUGAUGGGAAGACCCAGUUAGUCUAUUUAACAGUAUAUGGGCAUCCCAAAAUCCAUUUACAGUUCAUGGGGCAGGUGAAGGAGAGUUCCUCUGUUUCUCUAAAUACGGUGUAUGAACUAGUAGUGCGGCCAGCACAUGGUCCCACCGCCAUCUCACUUCCCGAACCCCGUCAGUUGCUGAUCGAAGCUGGGUGGGGGGACCGGAGAGGUUGUAGGUACUCGAACCUAUGAAGCAACCUUCGUGUUAGUAGUCGUGCGCUCUACCACGCGACCACGCCGUCCCACAAAGAACAUUCCAGUGUUUGAUUUUAAUCUACUUACGCACUACGUUCACGCGGUUUUGAAGGCUUUACUUAUUUUAAUGACUUAUUAUUUCAAGACACCACUUUAACGACGACUGAAUCAAAUAGGCAACUGAAACAUUAACUUAC
This is a messenger RNA of Physella acuta, 3049 nucleotides long. RefSeq lists its product as uncharacterized. NCBI's taxonomy places the organism in Eukaryota, Metazoa, Mollusca, Gastropoda, Physidae. Gene Ontology annotation, biological process: positive regulation of protein catabolic process; protein ubiquitination. The record is from RefSeq and is a predicted model, not a curated record. Gene Ontology annotation, molecular function: protein binding.